Molecule: messenger RNA, 278 nt
Organism: Staurois parvus
Lineage: Eukaryota; Metazoa; Chordata; Amphibia; Anura; Ranidae
Source: the annotation of a GenBank genome assembly
GAUUGGAACACCUGAAUCACAUGAUUGGGAGGGGAUUGGAACACCUAAAUCACAUGAUUGGGAGGGGAUUGGAACACCUGAAUCACAUGAUUGGGAGGGGAUUGGAACACCUAAAUCACAUGAUUGGGAGGGGAUUGGAACACCUGAAUCACAUGAUUGGGAGGGGAUUGGAACACCUGAAUCACAUGAUAUGGAGGGGAUUGGAACACCUGAAUCACAUGAUAUGGAGGGGAUUGGAACACCUGAAUCACAUGAUAUGGAGGGGAUUGGAACACCUG